This is a messenger RNA of Sorghum bicolor (sorghum), 554 nucleotides long. RefSeq lists its product as uncharacterized. The transcript has a single exon. NCBI's taxonomy places the organism in Eukaryota, Viridiplantae, Streptophyta, Magnoliopsida, Poales, Poaceae. Bases 76 to 351 code for a protein of 91 amino acids. The record is from RefSeq and is a predicted model, not a curated record.
GCCCACCUCUCAACCCAAAGGAACCCUCUCUCUCUCCCGUUGGCGGUGCGACGAGGUGACCACGGCGCCGGAAGAAUGGCGAAGGGCGGCGGCGGCAGCGGUCUGAUCUGGGCGACGGCGGAGGAUCUGGCGCGGAACAGGCCGGUGGUGCUGUCGCUGUACCGGCAGAUCCUGCGGGCGCUCAACUCGCCGGAGCUGCCGCUGGGGCACGCGGCGCGGCUGGCCAAGAAGGCGGAGUGCCGGGCCAUCUUCAUCUUCGGCGCCGAGGAGAAGUCGGUCCACAAUAUCCGUGACCUCGUCGAGGCUGCGCGACACACGCUUGGACUGCUCAACCGUGGCCGCGUCCCGUAGAGAGGAACGAGGAAUCUAUCUCUGUAAGAUUUGGUUCUGGUGCCUGCUGAUGAAUGGCUAAAUUGGUAUCGUAUGUUCUUGUAAGCUACUAUCCAUAUACUGUAUACUUACUAAUUAAAAGAAGGAAGUUUUCAGUAUGAAUGGAUUGCAACUUGAGCCAUUGAAAAUUCUUAAGUUUGAGCCAUUGAAGUUUUCAGUAUGAA